Molecule: messenger RNA, 2442 nt
Organism: Daphnia magna
Lineage: Eukaryota; Metazoa; Arthropoda; Branchiopoda; Diplostraca; Daphniidae
Molecular function (GO): protein dimerization activity
Source: RefSeq, a predicted model, not a curated record
AUGCGAGCUAUUCAAGAUGUCCUUAUUACUGCGCCCACGCUAGUGAGUGACGAUGACAAAUGCCAACCGGAUUUGAAGACCGAUGCAAACAAACAUGACAAAGGUGUAGUCCUUAGCCGUGUUGACCGACAAGACAAACGACGGAUCAUUUUUAUCAUUCGGGGAACGACUAAGGCGGAGCAGAACUACAUUUUGCCACCACCUUUACGUUUGUCGCUUUAUGGUUUGGACGGACAACAUGGUCCUGAGGAAGUGCGACGUAGCGUUGCUACCUAUGUCUUGCCGUGUGCCCAUUGUCAACUGAAGAAACCUCCAUUUGUCCAAGUGAGUAGAAGGCUGAUGCCGAUUCCUCCAGCUUCGUCUUCACCACCACCCAUUGUGAAUCUUGUUAAUACAAUGAUAAAAGUGGCUGAGGUAGAAGAAAUUAAUCCUGUAAAACUCUUCAUCAUCACUGUUAUCAGAAUUUUGGUGAAUCUAAUGUUGGAGACUGCCGACUCAGAGAAUAAGAAAGAAUUGAUAUACGCCCAGUGCAAGAUUUGUAAUGAUGGUCGUUUUUUUUCUGGCUCAAAACAAGCAUUUACUAACUUUAAUACGCAUUGUGCAAGAAUUCAUCUUGACGAGUGGAACAAAUUUUCAACACCAGGAACAACAAACAACCAGAAUUCAAUUAAACCCUUCGUCGUUCUUACUUCUUUACAUGUUUCCAGAAAACGCCAGCUCGACGAGGGGAUCACUCGAGUUGUUGCUGAAGGCAACCUUUCAUUAAACAGAUUGAAACUGAAGCCUUUGCGUGAAUGGAUUGAGAUGGGUGUUCCUGGACAUUUGGUCUUCGAAAAGUAUGGUUGGUAUAUUGGAUUUACGAGUUCUGGAGUUCUUAAAACCUUUGAACUAUUCAGAUGUUUAGCCAUCAGGCAAAUGGUUGGAAAGCAUACCGGAGAAGCAACUAUCAGUGAAUACGAAGACGUUUUGGAAGAAUGGGGAAUACCGAUUUCAAAGAUUGUUCGGGUCGUGACAGAUGGUGGUAAAAAUAUGAUUCGGGCCUUUAAUCUGAAAUUUCCUACAAACAAGUCUGAUCCAUUGAAUCAUUUAAUCGUCGACCUAUCAGAGACUGAAGCACAGCGGCCUCAGCCCAUAAUUACUGAUCUGGAUGAAUAUCUUAUAGUGGAUAUAAAAAUUGACUGUGACGACAUUUCUUUGUGGAAUAGAAUCGAUGAAAUUCAGCUCUCCUGUGUUCAAUUUGAUAGUGACUUCAACCAAUUGGAUAAAGAGGAAGAAAGUGAAAUGGAAGAAAUUGAUCAAGCACUACGAGACGGUUUUUUUUACGUUCGUGUAGGGGACAACGAUAUUAUCCACGCACAACAGAUUGUUUUAUCCACACAUCUACGAGCGCGCUGCGUGGUGCAUUUCUUACAACUUGUGAUCAAGGACGGUCUAACCGCAAUUUGUAGCGCUGCAGUUGUCGCAAUGGAUAAAGCAUUCAGUGUUAUCGCUUCGGUACGAAGAAGUGCCAAUGAUACCGAAAUCGUUUAUAAAGCAACAAAAUUGCAUCUACUGGCGAAAAACGUAACGCGAUGGAACUCGCAGUAUUAUUCAAUAAAGGGUUUCCUAAGAAUUUUAGAAAUUGAUCCUCUGAUUCAGACCAAACUUAAUGCCACCAAAGAAAAAUCUAAUCGUCUUACCAAUAAAAUGAUUGGUAUUCUGAAGGAAUUAGUCCUGAUUUUAGAACCUUUUCAAGGAGCAACCGAUGACUUACAGGCCGAUUACGAGACACUCGGCAACGUAAUCCCAGCCUACUUGGACCUACUCAAUAAAGUAAGCUUGUCAAGCGAGGAAGAAGACGGAACCAUCAUCAACAAUCCUAACUGUCCUUUUGCUAGCAAAAUUUUUCACUGCGCAGAUCUGGUGGAUGCCUUAAAAAAAUCUCUGAAAUCUCGAAUGUCAUAUGUUUUGCAAGACACUUACUAUGUGUCAGGUGCUGUUCUUGAUCCCCGCUUUAAAAAAUGCUGGAUUGCUGCAACUUCAAUGUCAGAGCACGCCCUUUUAAACAGCGUUAGGUUUGAACUAACUUCAAGAUAUUCAAAGCUAAAAGACGAUGAAAGUGAAUCUCACAGCAAUUCAACUAAUGAAAAACAACAAUUUACUAAUCAAGAGAGUGGCCCGACCCAAAGCAAAAAGGAACGCAACUUGUACAGCACCAUAAAUACUCCCAAAAGGACCCCUUCAACUGGAAGUGCCAAAAUUCUCGACGAAUUAGAAGUCUACUUAAGUGAGCCGAACAUCCCAAUGGAAGAGUUAGAUGAUUCUGGUGUCUUGCAACCAACUCGAGCUCUUAAAUAUUGGAAGCUUCAUUCCCACCGUUUCCCUAUCUUGUCUCUUGUUGCAAGAGAUAUUUAUGGUUGUCCUACCUUUUCCGCCAGUAUUGAAAGAGCGUAACUAGUGAUA